Molecule: messenger RNA, 1414 nt
Organism: Rhea pennata
Lineage: Eukaryota; Metazoa; Chordata; Aves; Rheiformes; Rheidae
Product: D-serine dehydratase-like
Exons: 8
Coding region: 68-1327 (419 amino acids)
Biological process (GO): D-serine catabolic process
Molecular function (GO): D-serine ammonia-lyase activity
Source: RefSeq, a predicted model, not a curated record
CGGCCAGACGGGCCGCGGGAGCCCGGCGGGCGGCAGCGGACAGACGGACAGACGGACGGGCAGACGGAUGGACGCAGCGGGCGACGGCGGGCUGGGAGCCCCGCAGGCGCCGGGAGCCGCGCCGGGGGCCUCCUCGCCGGCAGACGCCGCGGCGCUCAGCGGGGAAACUGAGGCAGUCGCCAGCGAGCCGCGACCGGGCAGCGCGUGGCUCGGCCGGCGCCUGGAGGAGCUGCCCACGCCGGCGCUGGCCGUGGCGGAGGCGACGGCGCGGCGCAACGCCGAGCGCAUGCGGGAGCGCUGCCGGGCCCUGGGCGUCCGCCUCCGGCCCCACGUCAAGACCCACAAGACGCUCGAGGGCGCCGCGCUGGCCACCGGCGGCACGCGCCGCGGCAUCGCCGUCUCCACGCUGGCCGAGGCGCGCUUCUUCGCCGCCGCCGGCUUCGACGACAUCCUCUACGCGUACCCGGUGCCCGGCGCGCGCCUCCGGGAGUGCGCGGCGCUGGCCCGGCGCCUCCGCGCCUUCCAGGUGCUGCUCGACAGCCCCGCCGGGCUGGCCCUGCUGCGCCGGCGCCCGCUGGGCCCCGGCAAGCGCUGGCUCGCCUGGCUCAAGCUGGACUGCGGCAACGGCCGGGCCGGCGUGCAGCCCAGCGACCCCGGCGCCCUGGAGCUGGCGCGGGCCAUCGCGGAGGAGGCGCCCGACGAGGUGACGCUGGUCGGGGUGUACGCGCACUGCGGGGACACCUACCGCUGCGGCAGCGUGCCUGAGAUCCAGGCCGUCGCCCGCGCCACCACCACCGCCGUGCUCGACUUCGUGGCCACGCUGCGGCAGGCCGGCGUGCCCUGUCCCGAGGCCAGCAUCGGCUCCACGCCGUCCUGCAGCCACCCGGUGCCGGAGAUGGCCCGGCUCACCGAGCUGCACCCGGGCAACUACAUCUUCUACGACCUGCAGCAGACGCUGCUGGGCUGCUGCCGGCCGGAGGACGUGGCGCUGCGCGUCCUCACCCGCGUCGUCGGCCACUACCCGCGCCGCAACCAGCUGCUGGUGGACUGCGGCUGGACGGCGCUGAGCCUCCACGGCCAGGGCCAGCUGCCCACGGGCUUCGCCGCCGUCGAGGGCCACCCCGAGCUCAGGCUGGUGGGGCUGACGCAGGAGCACGGGCAGCUGGAGCCCGCCGCCGGCCCGCUCGACUUCGGCCGCUUCCCCGUCGGCACCGUCCUGGCGCUCAUCCCCUUCCACGCCUGCGCCACCGCCGCCAUGCACCCCGUCUACUACGUGCACGCCGAGGGCAAGGUGGUGGCUCUGUGGCACCCCGUGCGCGGCUGGUAGGAGCCAAGCGGCUGCGCCCGCCCCACCGCGCAGCGCCGGGGCCUCGCGCCGCCGCCGCGCAAUAAAGCUGCUGCUGCUGCUCCCGUU